Molecule: messenger RNA, 2592 nt
Organism: Lynx canadensis (Canada lynx)
Lineage: Eukaryota; Metazoa; Chordata; Mammalia; Carnivora; Felidae
Product: protocadherin alpha-13-like
Biological process (GO): homophilic cell-cell adhesion
Cellular component (GO): plasma membrane
Molecular function (GO): calcium ion binding
Source: RefSeq, a predicted model, not a curated record
CAGUUUGCGGUAAGGUAUUACAUAUACAUUAAGCUAUCUUUGAAUCCUUUUGAGUGUACCAUGCUGUUUUCCUGGCGAGGAGGCCCCGGAGCCCUGAGUUUUCUCCAGUCGCUUCUGCUGCUCACAGCCUGGGAGGCUGGGAGCGGCCAGAUCCACUACUCGGUCCUGGAAGAGGCCAAACACGGCACUUUCGUGGGCCGAAUCGCACAGGACCUGGGGCUGGAGCUGGCAGAGCUGGUGCGACGCCAAUUCCGGGUGGUGUCCAAAGGCCGCGGGGACCUACUGGAGGUAAAUCUGCAGAAUGGAAUUUUGUUUGUGAAUUCUCGGAUCGACCGGGAGGCGUUGUGCGGGCGGAACGCGGAGUGCAGCAUCCACCUGGAGGUGAUCGUGGACAGGCCGCUGCAGGUUUUCCAUGUGGAGGUGGAGGUUAAAGAUAUUAACGACAACCCGCCUGUGUUCCCUGAAAGUAAGAAAAGAAUAAUCAUUGCGGAAUCUAGACCCCCAGAAACUCGGUUUCCACUAGAUGGCGCAUCCGAUGCAGAUAUUGGAGUAAACUCAGCCUUGACCUACCGAAUCGAUCCCAACGACUAUUUCGCUUUGGACACACAAAACAAUCGUGAACAAACGUCUUCGUUGUCACUUGUGUUGAGAAAAUCACUGGACAGAGAGCAAAUUCAGGAGCAUAGUUUAUUAUUGACAGCCAAUGAUGGGGGUAAACCGGAGAUGACCGGCACAGUUCAGCUGCUGAUCGAAAUUCUGGAUGUGAAUGACAAUGCCCCAGAAUUUGACCAAUUCAUUUAUAAAGUGACGGUAUUAGAGAACGCAUUUAAUGGUACAUUAGUGAUCAAGCUAAAUGCCACAGAUCUUGAUGAUGGUGCGAAUGGAGACAUAAGCUACUCAUUUAGAAGGCCUGUAUCUCCUGCAGUGCUGAAUGCAUUUAUCAUAAAUCCUAACAGUGGAGAAAUUAGAACAAAGGGUAAACUAGAUUUCGAAGAAAAGAAAUUGUACGAAAUAUCGGUGGAGGCAAUAGACAAGGGGAAUAUUCCAAUGGCAGGUCAUUGUACCAUUUUUGUGGAAGUACUAGAUAUAAACGAUAAUAUCCCACAUAUUACCAUCACUUCUCUGUCACUCCCGGUACGAGAGGAUGUUCAGGUGGGCACUGUCAUCGCCUUGAUCAGCGUGUCCGACCGUGACUCUGGCGCCAACGGGCAGGUGACCUGCUCACUAACACCCCAUGUCCCCUUCAAGCUGGUGUCCACCUUCAAGAAUUACUAUUCGCUGGUGCUGGACAGCGCCCUGGACCGCGACAGCGUGUCGGACUAUACUGUAGUGGUGACCGCACGGGACGGGGGCUCGCCUUCGCUGUCGGCCACGGCCAGCGUGUCCGUGGAAGUGGCCGACGUGAACGACAACGCGCCGACAUUCGCGCAGGCCGAGUACACGGUGUUCGUGAAGGAGAACAACCCUCCCGGCUGCCACAUCUUCACGGUGUCCGCGCGGGACGCGGACGCGCAGGAGAACGCGCUGGUGUCCUACUCGCUGGUGGAGCGGCGGGUGGGCGAGCGUGCGCUGUCGAGCUACGUGUCGGUGCACGCGGAGAGCGGCAAGGUGUACGCGCUGCAGCCGCUGGACCACGAGGAGCUGGAGCUGCUGCAGUUCCAAGUGAGCGCGCGCGACGCGGGCGUGCCCCCGCUGGGCAGCAACGUGACGCUGCAGGUGUUCGUGCUGGACGAGAACGACAACGCGCCCGCGCUGCUGCCGUGCCUGGCGGGCGGCGCGGGCGGCGCCGUGAGCGAGCUGGUGUGGCGGUCGGUGGGCGCGGGCCACGUGGUGGCGAAGGUGCGCGCGGUGGACGCGGACUCGGGCUACAACGCGUGGCUGUCGUACGAGCUGCAGCCGGCGGUGGCCGCGCAGCCCUUCCGCGUGGCGCUGUACACGGGCGAGAUCAGCACGACGCGCAGCCUGGACGAGGCGGACUCGCCGCGCCAGCGCCUGCUGGUGCUGGUGAGGGACCACGGCGAGCCGGCGCUGACGGCCACGGCCACCGUGCUGCUGUCGCUGGUGGAGAGCGGCCAGGCGCCCAAGGCCUCGUCGCGGGUGUUGGCGGGCGCCGCUGGCGCGGAGACGGCGCUGGUGGAUGUCAACGUGUACCUGAUCAUCGCCAUCUGCGCCGUGUCCAGCCUGCUGGUGCUCACGCUGCUGCUGUACGUGGCGCUGCGGUGCUCGGCGCCGCCCAGCGAGGGCGCGUGCGGGCCGGCGGGGAAGCCCACGCUGGUGUGUUCCAGCGCGGUGGGGAGCUGGUCGUACUCGCAGCAGAGGCGGCAGAGGGUGUGUUCUGGUGAGGGUCCGCCCAAGACCGACCUCAUGGCCUUUAGCCCCAGCCUUCCUCCGUGUCUGAGUUCUACAGAGGGAACAGGUGAAGGAGAAGCUGAUUCAGAACGUUUGAAAGAGCUUCGAAGGCGUGGUCAUUCAGGGUCGCGAUUCCACCUCUCGCCGCCUCCGCCCCGCGAUUUCUCUGGGAGUUCCGAUCUCUUCGCCGGCACUGGAGGGUUCCGUGGGUCCGAGCGCCCGAAACUGGACGCUCCCCUGUGA